Dictyostelium purpureum is the source of this 2283-nucleotide messenger RNA. RefSeq lists its product as uncharacterized. Bases 1 to 2283 code for a protein of 760 amino acids. Lineage: Eukaryota; Evosea; Eumycetozoa; Dictyosteliales; Dictyosteliaceae. The record is from RefSeq and is a predicted model, not a curated record. The transcript is spliced from 2 exons.
AUGGAUAAUAAAAAGAAAAGAAAACAAUUAGAUAAUAAUAAUAAUAAUAAUAAUGAUAACGACAACAGUAACAAUAAUAAUGAAAUAACAUAUGAAAUAUUUAAAAAUGAAUUUAAAAGUUUGAAUAGAUCAGAUUAUAGAAAACUACAAGCACUAUCGAAACGAUUGGAUUUAGGUGCUGGAGGAACUAAAGAAGUAAUCUAUAAUAGAAUUGAAAGUUAUUUAAAGGCUAAACAAGAUCUAUUGGAAGAGAAUCAAUUCAAGAGUAAUAUAAAUCCAUUCAAUAAGAAACAACCACGAUUAGAAAUCACGGAAGGAAAUGAAAAAAACACUAUCAACAAUGUUGAAAUUGCAUUCUGGAAAAUAUUUAGAAAUAAAAUAAUGUUCAAAUUAAUAUUUUCAAAUUUCAAAUUCAGUCAACUGUUUAACUAUGAUCGUAUAAUAGGCACCCAAUAUAUAUUCAAUAACUUUAGUAAUGCAAAGGCAAUCUACAAAGAUAAAAUAAAAAGUAAAAGCUAUUUUAUUAGAAACUUUAAGGAAGUAGAGUUUGUUAUCAAAAAAAACACCAAAAAUACUAAAGAGAAUGCAGAAUUUUUUACACAACUAUUUUCAACAUAUCCAUAUUACUGCCAAGAUAGUAUCAUCCCACACAAUUUUGAUAACACUGAAUACUGGUUACGAUAUAUAGUUGAUUGUGGUAAUAUUCCUGCAUACCAAGCAUACACUACACUAUUCAAACUAAACCAGAGACCAAUUACAUCAAUAUUAAAAAACUUUCAAACAGAUACCCCUAGUUUAGACAAGAUAUAUAGAAUGCAGGCUUAUUUAAACUCAAUCGGAAUCAAAGCAGAAUUAGUAUCACAAUAUCAAGUCAUACAAACAUUAGACUAUUCAUAUAGUUUCAGAAGAUUAAUAAAACUAUACAACACACCAAUACAAUACUAUAUAUAUUUUAAAGAACUAUCAAAAGCAAACUUCAUCAACAAUAAUAGAAUAAACAAUAAAUCAAAUAACUUUAACGAUUAUUUCAUAGCCGACCAUUUUAAUGAUGUUGUUUUGUUUUAUUCAAAUAGUGAUUCAUGCAAAGAUUUUCAAAAACAAACUAUUGACUCUGAAUACGCCAAAACAGCAACAAUAUCAGAAUCCCUGGCAGAUUACCAAAGAGUUGUAAUUUCCACGGGUGAUAUGGUUCUUAUCGAUUAUUUAUUUAGCAAAUAUAAUAACUUUGAAUGCUUUAAAGAACCAUAUAUCAAAGAUACAUUACCUUAUAUUAAAAAAGAAGAAGUUUUUAAUUACUUUUAUGAAAAAGUAGAAUUAAUCAAUAGUGACAACAACUCCUUGUGGAUAAAUGUAAACGAACAACUAAUAGAGAACUAUGAAUCUCUAAUGAAAAGUGCAUCAAAAAAGUUUAUUUUUAAACUUUACUUAGAAUCAACCAAAGGUCUCGAAUUAAAAAAAGUGGAAAGAGCACUGAACAACCCAUCACUUUAUAUCACCGAAGGAUUAAUAGGGUUAACUAUUUUUAGCUUUUAUUUUUAUUUAGGAUUACAAUCGGGUGAACAGGAGAUAACCAUAUCAAUAUUAGAGAAACUUAUAUCAUAUUCACAUGAAACUGAAAUUAAACUUUAUUUUCAAAUAACUGAUAUGAAAUAUUCACCUCGAAAAACUUUUAAAAUCUUUGACUGGAUGCUCAAAGAUUUAUCAGAUCAAGAUAUCUUCAAAGCAGCCAUAAGCAAUUCAACACUAAUAAUUAAAUCAGGAAUCAAUCCAACUUACAAUAAAAAAUAUCAAAUUAAAGUAUUGGCAAAAAAUUGGCAAUUUCUUUUAUGGAAAUGUGGACGUUUCGAUAUUUUUUUUAGAAUAUUUAAACCAGUGUUGUAUACAGAUUUUUUUAUUGAUGAUGACAACGUCACUCGUUAUCCAUUAAGGUUACAAGAUCGUUUUUUAUUUUCAAAAUAUACAGAAAACAAACGUUUUUUAUCAAGAAUCAUAACACAAUCUGCAAAAAAAGGUAUCAUAUCAGUAUUCAAAGCCAUUUUCAUUAAAAAACCAUUACUAUUAAAAAUUGGAGCUAAAAAUAACCCCACAGAUCCCUAUUUUAAUUCGGAAGAUUUAAAAAAAAUUGUAAAAAUAUCAAUAGAGAAUUGUAAUGAAGAAUUAACACACUUUUUAUUACAACACAUCAAUUUUUCAAAAAAAGAUUUAGAUUCACUAAAAGAUAUCGAAAAAAUAUUUUUAGAAUUAAAAAAUUCCCUCGGAAAAUAUGGGAAUAAUAUUAAUUGA